UCCGUCACCAUGGCCCCAGGGAGCUAUAAAUCCCCCCAGCGCUCCUCUUCACACGCUCAGAGCGACCCGAUGUCUGCAGGACAUGCUCGACCUCCGUCUCUCCCUGUUUCUGUGCUGAUCCAAAUCAUCCUCACUCUCGCAUAGAUGCAUCAUUGGUCCUCCUGACGAAAAGCAGCGUCUCUAUGACAAACGCCAGCGGCCUCCAGCAGCAGAUGUGGCGGAAGAAACUAAAAGCUGUCGCUUAGCAACACGUCAGACUGUGCCUGCAGAGGCUUGGCCUUAGCUUAGAUCUCAAGAAGUUGUGAACUUUUAAAAUCAUUUUUUUAACGCUUUCUUCAUAGUUCGUUCUCUCUUUUGUCACUUGUUUAUUUCUAAAAUCAGUGAACUUUGUGAAGUGUGCCAAGAGACUCUAAAGGGAAAUCUUAUAUUUGUUCAGUUAGUUCCCUUUUAGAGUUCAAAGAGGGUCCUUUCUUCUCUCUCUUUGGUUGCCCUUUUCACCCCUCCCACCCCCCUGCUGAGGAGUGUCCGAUUGUCCGAUCACCAUGUGGGAGUUCCGGUCCAUGCUGUUUUGGCGGGCGGUCUUCGCCGAGUUCUACGGCACCAUGUUCUUCGUGUUCUUCGGGAUGGGCGCGGCCCUCCGCUGGACAACCGCCCCUCACAACGUCCUGUACGUGGCCUUCUGCUUCGGGCUGGCGGCCGCCACGCUCAUCCAGUCCAUGGGCCACAUCAGCGGCGGCCACAUCAACCCGGCCGUCACCUUCGCCUACCUGAUCGGCUCGCAGAUGUCCCUGUUCCGCGCCGUCUUCUACAUCGCGGCGCAGAUGCUGGGCGCCCUGGCCGGGGCCGCUGUGCUCUACGGGGUCACGCCGAACAACAUGCGGGGAACCAUGGGCCUUAAUACGGUGCAGCCUGGGAUCAGCCAGGGAAUGGCCACCACCAUGGAGAUCUUCCUCACCCUGCAGCUCGUCGUCUGCAUCUUCGCCGUGACGGACGAGAGGCGCAACGGGCGCAUGGGCUCCGCCGCCCUCUCCAUCGGGUUCUCCGUCAUGCUGGGUCACCUGCUUGGGAUGUACUACACUGGAGCCGGAAUGAAUCCCGCCAGAUCAUUCGCUCCCGCCGUGCUCGUUAGAAACUUUGUCAACCACUGGGUCUACUGGGUGGGGCCCAUGAUUGGAGGAGCCAUGGGGGCGUUGCUGUAUGACUUCAUGCUGUUCCCGCGCAUGCGCGGUCUGUCCGAGAGACUGGCCACCCUGAAGGGGAGCCGCCCCCCUGAGAGAGAGAACCAGCAGGACACCCGGGGCGAGCCAUCCGAGCUCAAGACCCAGGCCCUGUAACCUCACACUGCCACGCCCGACCCUGCACACGAGAAACCCGCACACACGCACGCACACACACACACACACACACACACAUACACUCAUGUGCGUGCACACGCACAGCCACUGAAACUGUGCCAUGUCCUCACCGAACAUACUGAAAUAGGAGCAACAGGCACUCGAGAAUCACUCUACCACCCUCCCACCCCCACACCCCUCGCUCCCGCUCCACCCCUGGGACCACAGGACAGAA
Anguilla anguilla (European eel) is the source of this 1569-nucleotide messenger RNA. Its product is annotated as lens fiber major intrinsic protein-like. Gene Ontology annotation, biological process: transmembrane transport. Lineage: Eukaryota; Metazoa; Chordata; Actinopteri; Anguilliformes; Anguillidae. Gene Ontology annotation, cellular component: plasma membrane. Gene Ontology annotation, molecular function: water channel activity. The transcript has 4 exons. The record is from RefSeq and is a predicted model, not a curated record. The coding region runs from base 543 to 1334 and encodes 263 amino acids.